AUGGCUCCUCUGCUAGCCCUUCCGCAGUCUCUCGAUCCACCAGAGCUCGCAAACAUAUUACCCUUCCAGCACACAUCUUCACGAGACCACGACCGCGACGGCCCAGCGCCACUGUUCGAAUACCGAACCUCCCUCCAGCUACGCCAGGAGCAAGCCGACGCCUUCUACCGCACGCAGCACAAUCGCUCGAGAGCAUCAAGUUCGACUGGCAGCGUCGCGAACAGCCUUCGCCGUACGCCCAACUUCGAGCGCGCCAGAUCAGUCGAUCCGAGCCAACAACAGCGCGUUCGCUUCGAGACACCUCGCCCUCACUCAACCCCCUACGCUGAGCCUCAUCCCGCUCUUCGCAUCAGUCGACGUACUGCCUCGGCAAUACGCUUCGUGCUCGAAGAGGGACUCCGACUUCCACAUCCUUUCACACCGGAUCUGGUCGAAGAGAACGCCCUCAUGUCCGAUCUGUCGAGUGGCCGCGCUGCCAACGGCGGGGCCCGUACAACUGGCGGUCCCGUGCCUGUCGAUCGGUCCAACAUUCGUACGCCAACGCAGAUCAUGAAUGCUAGACGACAACGGGCUGAAGUGGAGGAACAAAGGAAGGCCGCCGAGGAGGAGCGCAGGCGAGCCAGCGCAGAAAGAAGAGCUCAAGCUGUUUCUGGUGUAGCUGGAGCACCAACAACUGAGCCUGGGACCCAGAGGCAGCCCCAAUCAGCCCCUCUAAGAUCUGGCGACCAAUACGUACAAUACCCGACCUCCUCGGGCGGAGUGCCGCGUCAACCAGAGAGGCCAAUGCCAUCACAAAACACCAUGAACGAAGCACAAGAGACCACAACAGGCGCAUCGCAAUCAAGACCUCGAGCGGCCUCACAAACACCCUCUCGACUCACUCAGGCAAAUCUAGGUCUGCCAACGACAGCAGAACAAAGCAGAAGACCAGCUGGCUCAGGCCACGCCAGGCGACCCUCCGGCGCCACAGCUUCAUCACAAGCAGGCCCUUCAACUGCUGCAGCACGACCACCGCCUCCACCGGGUUCGUCCACUGGACAAGCUCGGGAGUCAACAACAUCCAACUUUCCACAUGCGUUCGAGCGCUGGGAAACCCUAUCUUCACAUUGGGAGGGCCUUACCUCUUACUGGAUACGGCGACUUGAGCAAAACACCGAUGAAGUCCGCAGAGAGCCACUGGCACAGCAAAUGUCACGGCAAAUCACUGAUCUUUCGGCAGCUGGUGCUAACCUCUUCCAUGCUGUCGUCGAACUUCAACGCUUGCGCGCAUCUUCCGAACGAAAAUUUCAGAGAUGGUUCUACGAACAUCGCCAGGACCAGGAGAGGGCCCAGGAGCGCGAAGCGCAAUUGACUGAACAAAUGAACUCGGAGCGCGAGCUUCGCCUUGAGGCUGAAGCGAACAUGGAGCGCAUGGCCACUGAGAAGAAGAAUGCCGAACGAGCUGUGUCCGAGAUGAAGCGUGAGCUACAAAUCUCGAAGGAAGAAGCACGCCGAGCAUGGGAAGAACUUGGGAGGCGAGAACAGGAAGAGCGCGAUCGCACAUUCUCGUUGAGGGAAGGCCAGCCUACAUUGGUUGGCGGAGUGCAGGUGGUGCCGAUGGCGCAGAACAUGGGACGUCAAGGAAGGGGACAUGGAGAUGAUACUUAUGCUGGUGCACAGAGUAGUGGUGAGGGCAUCGAACAACACUACUCGUACGAAGAAGGUCAAUCACCAACCGAUACCGAUCCCUUCACUGAGAGCGCCCGCCAUGGGCGCCGAGAGCCUGAGCAGCCUGCGCACGUAGCUCAAGGAACUUAUAUUCCUUCGGGCGCAGCAUCGACCGCAUCAUCUCGGCCUGGUGGCUCUUCGGUUGCGGACGAAUCGCUAGCUCCUGCUCCUCUACAAUACCCAUACUAUACAUCUCAAGCACAGCAGGGGUCUACACAGCCGGCCAUGUCCCAGCCAGAGGCCUUUUACCAACAACCCGCCUCCUAUCUACACCAGGAGUCCGAAUCCGGUCUUCCGGAUGACGAGCAGUCGUACGUCACUUCUCAGGCGGAGUCAGAAGCCGACAUCGAGUACGCCCUGGAUGAGAGAGGGAACUUUAUACGCGAUGAUUCGGGUCGCCGUAUCCCGUUCCGAUCUCUUCAGUCUCCAGUAUCAGACGAGUACGAUGUAGAAGACGCACGCCGACGUGAGCUCGAGCAUCUCCAGCACUAUGGUACAACUGCCACUUCUCAGGGCGGAUAUGCAACGAGUUCAGGCGCGGGGUCUUCUCAACAGCCCGCUGGUGGCCGACCCGACUAUAGCGGCGAUGGCUACGGCGACGAGUGGGUAGCUUCGCAAGCGCAAGUGAGGGACGCAAUGUCCGACCCAAAGACCCAGGCGUUUAGUCUGGCCAUCCUAGAAGCAUAUGAAGCUUCCAAAUCGGUUAUUGGAGCCAGCUGCACUGUCACAGCAAACACUGGAGCUACAGCAUCUCUUCUACAUGACGAACCUCCGCGUCCGAGCCGCGAUGUACUGGAUAUCUUCCCAGGAUUGUUACCAUUUGUCGCUCGCAAUGAGUGGCUCGAGAAAUGUAACCAAGAGCUUCUAGAUGAAAAGGCAGAUAGCGAUCAGAAACGCAUAGCGGCGGAGGUGAAGCUCGCUGCUAUUACUCUGGAGAUGAAAGAGACGUUAAAGGAGAUCGAGAACAAAACAAUGGCCCUGAAGAAGUGUGAAGAAGAACUCAGAAUCAAGACACUCAAGACCAGGCGAAACUUUCCCACCGUGCGACCUAAUGCGGACAUUUACGAUGCCAUUCAGUCCUUAGGCGACUGGAUGGAAGAUGCUAAGUACUGCGAAGCCACUAUCAAGAUCAUCAAACUGCAAGCACACGUUCACGCGGAAAAGGAAAAGCAUCGUAAAAAAUACUCCAGGCAGAUGAGGGUGCUCAACGAGAAUGCGGAAGAAUUGAAACAAUCAGCUACUAGACACGUAACAAUUGCACGGGCUCUAGGAGAGGAACGUGCUGUCUUUGAUGAAGAGCAAGAGAAGUGGCGUAUGCAAAAGGCUCAGGAAUUAGAAGGUACCGAGCUCGAAGCUGUGCAAGAGCUGUGGCUUUCUACUCAAGAGGAGAGGGUAAAGGCUGAAGUAAAAAAGCAAACCGAAAUUGAAGUUCAGAGGACAAUGGAACCCCAUAUCCGUGCUGAGUGUGCCAAAGCACAAGAAGAGGGUUGA
Molecule: messenger RNA, 3198 nt
Organism: Alternaria postmessia
Lineage: Eukaryota; Fungi; Ascomycota; Dothideomycetes; Pleosporales; Pleosporaceae
Exons: 5
Coding region: 1-3198 (1065 amino acids)
Source: RefSeq, a predicted model, not a curated record